Messenger RNA from Helianthus annuus (common sunflower), 2238 nucleotides. Its product is annotated as BTB/POZ domain-containing protein At1g67900. Bases 409 to 2097 code for a protein of 562 amino acids. The record is from RefSeq and is a predicted model, not a curated record. NCBI's taxonomy places the organism in Eukaryota, Viridiplantae, Streptophyta, Magnoliopsida, Asterales, Asteraceae. The transcript is spliced from 5 exons.
AAGUCCACAUCCACAUGAAUGAAAUGGACAAUUUUACACUCAUCAACUCAACCUUGUCCCCCCAUUCAUUGCCAUGAUGACAAGAAAGGUGUGCGACCCCGAAUUCCAGGACCAUCCAACCAGCAGUUACAGUUGUGGUUUACAUAAAUUAAAACCCUUCUAUAAAAAAGAUUCAGUGUGUAAGAAAUUUGCAAUCUUGAUCAUUAUCCUUCUAUAUAAAAAUGUUAUCUUUUAUCAAAAAAGAUUGAAGCUUUCUUGUUUGGUGGUCCUAAAGAUUGAAGGGUUUGUUUUAUUUCUGUUGGUUGAGAAGAACCCUUUUAGGGUUUGAGCUAUGAAAAUAAUCAAAUUAUGAGUGAAAAUUGCAUAUAAAAUUUAGAAAGUGAAAUCAAGAACAAUAAAAACUCAGUGAUGAAGUUUAUGAAGCUUGGUUCUAGACCUGAUGUUUUCUACAGUUCAAAUGGUGUAAGGUCAAUUUCCUCUGAGGUUCGUACUGAUCUUAUAAUCCAAGUGAAUGAAACAAGAUUUUUGCUUCACAAGUUUCCGCUUCUAUCAAAAUGCUUGAAGUUACAGAGACUUUGUUCCGAAAACACUUCAUCCUCACAACCUCAAAUAAUCGAACUCUCCGAUUUCCCUGGUGGCGUCAAGGCCUUCGAAUUAUGUGCGAAAUUCUGCUACGGAAUCACCGUCACUCUUAGUGGGUACAAUAUCGUGUCAGCUCGUUGUGCAGCGAAAUACCUUCAAAUGACAGAAGAUGUUGAAAAGGGCAAUUUAGUCCAUAAACUAGAAGUAUUCUUCAAUUCUUGCAUUCUCAAAGGUUGGAAAGAUUGCAUUGUGACUCUUCAAACCACAAAGCCAUUCCAAUUAUGGUCAGAAGAAUUAGGGAUUACAAGCCGUUGUAUCGAAUCACUUGUGUCAAAAGUCGUUUCUAACCCUAUGAAGGUUAUAUCAGACAACCGUUCGAAUCAAAAGGGGGAUAUCGAAGAAGUUCGUACAGCGAAAAGAUGGUGGGGCGACUCGCUUUCAGAAUUACGGAUCGAUCUUUAUUGGAGAACAAUGGCAGCGCUUAAAUCGGGCGGGAAAGUGCCGCCUAAUCUUAUCGGCGCUUCUUUGAAAAUCUACACUUCAAAAUGGCUUCCGAAAAUUUCAAGAAAACUCAAAAACGGGUCGGGUUUGAAUAGUGGAUCGGAUCCUUCAAGUUCAAACUGCCGACUGCUUUUAGAAUCUAUAAUUACCUUACUCCCAACCGAACGAAAUGCGGUUUCUUGUAGCUUUUUGCUCAAACUAUUAAAGGCGGUCAACGUAUUGCAAGCUUCGGGUUCUUCAAAACUAGAAUUGGCAAGAAGGGUUGCCCUUCAAUUGGAUGAAGCAAAAGUUUGUGAUUUGAUGAUUCCGUCUGUGUCAAACGGUAGUGAUACGAUAUACGACGUUGACGUAUUUUUGAAGAUCUUGGAGCAGUUCAUGUUGCAAAGUCGAAGUCAACAGAUAAGUUCUUCAUCAGCGUUAAAUGGUUCGAUGAUUAGAGUAUCAAAACUUGUUGAUGGAUAUUUGCAAGAGAUUGCUAGAGAUGUGAAUGUACCAUUGUCGAAGUUCAUUGCGUUGAUCGAAGCUGUUCCUCGACUCGCAAGGCUGAAGCAUGAUGAUCUUUACAGAGCCAUUGACAUAUAUCUUAAGACACACCCGAACCUAAACAAAAGAGAAAGGAAGGAUCUUUGUCGAACACUCGACUGCAAAAAACUAUCUUUGGAAGCAUGCAUGCAUGCAGCACAAAAUGAGCUGCUGCCAUCAAGGGUUGUGGUGCAAGUCCUAUUCUCUGAACAAACCCGAGCUGCAAUGGCUGGUGGUCAGUUCGCCGGGCUGCCCAGCAACAUCAAGGCGUUAUUAGCAGCCAAAGGUACUGCACCAAGCGGUCCAAGCACACCUGGUUCACUAGCCACCACCACACGCACACCAAGACCACAGGAUAAGUCACCAAACCCGAGUGUUUCUAGAUCAAGGAUGAAACUAGAUGCAGAUGAUAAGUCAGGUGAUGGGUCUUUGAAGGUGGUGAAACAAGAUUGUUUGACUCCUUCUCGGCCCAAAAAGACGAGUUGUCGUUAAUGAACCGUGAUGAAAAUGAAAAGUAAGUCCUACAAGUAGUCAAUUGUGAAUAGGAGACUUGAGUUAUGUUUUUAAAAGUUUGUGGUUAUCAGUUGGUCAUAUUUGUCUGAUCUAACUUGCAAUGGAGUAUUGUUCGGUUCA